AUGAAAACAUAUUUGAAACAUUCGUCCGAAAAAUCGUUGGCGAAGGUAUUUUAUUCUACUUCGGAUGUACCCAAUAACUUUCCAUCACGUAUUGAUUUUCGUCAGCGCAUUGUACAGCCGUCGAUCAAAGAGCAGCAACGCUUGUUGUCAUCGUCCAGUUUAUCUCGACUGCAGCAUGUGCACUCUGGUAAAUAUGGUAUAAGGCCAAUAUGGCCUUCUGAUCAAUCAGUAUGCGAACAAGAGCAACAAACUAAAAAGUCGAGUAAGAAUCGUUGGUCUUCUUUUGCAUCAAUAUCAUCGAGAAGCGACCGAAAUCAAUGUGUACGCUCAAAGUCAGAUUUACAGAAGAAAUUUAUUCUUCCAUCAACAUCAACUUUGUCAUAUUUCACUCAAGAAGAUGGAUCAAAAUUAGUUUUAGCAUCUGUUUCUUUGCUCCUUCUUCUUAUUCUCAUCAUCAUAUAUAUUUUCUAUCGACGCCGAUGUACUAAAAUCAAUGAAAAUAAGCUUAAUGAACAACGACGCCGACAAAGUCUUGAAAAUAAUCUUCUUAAUCAAGAAUCAUUGGAACAUUGUUUACCAAGUGUUCGAAAAUUACCAAAUAUUACUGAAGAAAGUUCUUCAACGUUACAUUCAUCCGACUUUUCUAGUAAAACUACUUCGAUAUCAAAUUCAAUAAAUGUCACAUCAUUGCCAACUGUCACAGACGACAUUGAGAGUCGGAAUUCAUCAUCAUCAUCGUUACAUCAACCAAAAUUAUCAACAAAUCAUAUCGAUACGAUAGAGAAAUCGCUUCAAAAGGUAUCUACAGAAGAGCAAUCUACACCAUCGAAAACAACGUUGAAAGAACAAUCCACACCAUCUAAGGAACAGUCUACAACAUCAAAUCAAACAUCUAACGAAAAACAGUCUAUAACGUCAAAUCUACCUCCUAAGGUAGAACAACCUACAACAUCGAAACCACCUUCGAAGGAACAAUCUGUAACGUCAAAUCUACCACCUAAGGUAGAACAACCUACAACAUCGAAACCACCUCCGAAGGAACAAUCUGCAACGUCAAAUCUACCACCUAAGGUAGAACAGACUACAGCAUCGAAAUCGCCUUCAAAGGAACAAUCUGCAACGCCAAAUGAACAACCUACAAAAUCGAAAUCGCCCUCGAAGGAACAAUCUGCAACGUCAAAUCUACCUCCUAAGGUAGAAAAACCUACAACAUCGAAACCACCUUCGAAGGAACAAUCUGCAACGUCAAAUCUACCUUCUAAAGUAGAGCAGCCUACAACACCAAUUGUCCCAUCUAAAGUAGAACAACCUACAACGCCGAAACCACCGUUUAAGGUAGAACAACCCACAGCAUCAAAUCCAACCCCUAAAGAAAAACAAUCCACAGCAUCAACUGUCUCACCUAAAGUAGAGCAAUUUGCAACGCCGAAACCACCUUCGAAAGAACAGCCGAUAACACCCAGUAUUCCAUCUAAAGUAGAACAAGCUGCAGCGCCAAAAUCGACAUCUAAAGAACAGUCUAUAACACCAAAUCCACCAUCUAAGCUAGAGCAAUCCAAAGCACUAAACCUUCCGCCCAGCGCAGAACAGCCCGUAACAUCAAGUUCACGUCGUCGUUCACGAUUUGAGAUAGAUCCAAAAACUUCAACUGCUGAAAGUUCACUAAUAGAAAAUAUACCAUGUCCACCGGUGAUUGUUCGAAAAGUUUCUACAACGCAUGAUCAUGUUAUUAAAGAUGAGUUUACAUCACUAGAUGAAAUUAAUAAAGCUGUUGAAGAAGUUGGUCUCACUCAUUCACAACUUAUAUUUGGUAUCGAUUAUACCAUAAGUAAUUUAGAAACGGGAAAAAAUUCAUUUAAUGGUUUAUCUUUGCAUCAUAUACAAGAUGACUUAGUCAAUCCAUAUCAAAGUGUUAUAACUAUUGUUGGCAGAACAUUAGAAAAAUAUGAUUCAGACAAAUUAAUACCGGUCUUUGGUUUUGGUGAUCGGUCAACACUUGAUCGAAAAAUUUUUCCAUUACGUCCAGAUGGCUCAUAUUGUAAAGGUUUUCGUGGCGUUCUCGAAGCUUAUAAUGAGAUCACACCGAAAGUGCGCAUGUCUGGACCGACAAAUUUUGCACCACUAAUCAGAGAAGCUGUUCGAAUUGUGAAGAAAACUGGAGAAUAUCACAUUCUUGUCAUUGUUGCUGAUGGCCAAGUCACUAAUGAAAGACAAACAAAAGAUGCUAUUGUUGAAGCAAGUAAUUAUCCAUUAUCAAUUGUUAUGAUCGGUGUUGGUGAUGGGCCUUGGGAUAUGAUGGAAGAAUUUGAUGAUUCAUUACCAACACGACAAUUUGAUAAUUUUCAAUUUGUUGAUUAUCACAGUGUUUUUGAAGCAUCAACAAAUACGGAUUCGGCAUUUGCUCUCCGUGCUCUAAUGGAAAUACCUUCACAAUACGCUCAAAUUAAAAAACUUGGUCUACUGAAUAAAAAAUAUUGA
Messenger RNA from Rotaria socialis, 2478 nucleotides. The record is from the annotation of a GenBank genome assembly. Lineage: Eukaryota; Metazoa; Rotifera; Eurotatoria; Philodinida; Philodinidae.